Limulus polyphemus (Atlantic horseshoe crab) is the source of this 1817-nucleotide messenger RNA. Its product is annotated as acidic leucine-rich nuclear phosphoprotein 32 family member B-like. The coding region runs from base 300 to 641 and encodes 113 amino acids. Lineage: Eukaryota; Metazoa; Arthropoda; Merostomata; Xiphosura; Limulidae. The record is from RefSeq and is a predicted model, not a curated record. The transcript is spliced from 4 exons.
UGGAAUUUUAUUAUGCAUAUAUCGAGUAAACAGUUCUUCAACCCUCUAGUGGUUGCAGUGCUGUGUAAACCUUUAUUUUUUAAAUCUAAUCUUAAACGUUUCUAUAUAUUUUUAUUUAUCAUUUUAAUUAAGUUUUAGGUUGUUAAAAUAAUCUUUGAUCUUUCCUUUUUAUGUUUUAUUUAAAUAUACAGGUUUGACUAAGUCUUUGUGGUAUAUAAUACACGCGCCAUUUUUACGAAUUUGAACAAAGACUGUUAGUGUUAGUUAUUGUUGCUUGCCAAAUAUUUUUAAUAGUCACAAUGAGUUCCACAGAAAACAAGACAGAAGUUUCUACUCAGAAGGUUGAAGAGAAUGUUCAGGAAAACGAGAAAGGAUCUGGUGACUUGAAAUCACAAACGAGUCCGCAAAAAAGAACAGCAUCAGAAGUUAUUAGUUCUGAGGAUGAAGUGAAACAGAAAGUGUUAAAGACUGACAAGAAAGAAAAAGAAAAUGGUAAAUCAGAAGAGAAGUUUGAAGAAGGGGUUGAGGAAGAAGAUGAAGAUGAAGAAGACAUUCCUGAAGGAGAGGGAGAAGAUUAUGAUGAGGAAGGAGAUGACGAUGGAGCUGAUGAAGAGGGUGAUGAUGACGAUGAAGAUGCAUAAUGUGUUUUGUGGUUGUGAUGGCCAUCAUUGUAUGUGGGGGGAAGGGGAGAGGGCAUUUCAACAAAGCCAUGGGUUUAAGUCAUUUAUGAUAAGCAGAAACUACAGAUGAGCAGGUCAUCACUUGCUUCGCAGACUGAAAAUUUUCAUCAUUUGGAUUUACUUUGAUAUUAUUUCUGUGAGAAUACAUUACAGUUUAUCACCUGUUUUUAUUUUGUUGGUCAUCGAGGAAAGGUGUUAUGAUCUGUAUUUUCUGGGCGCUCAUCUAUCACCUGUUCAUUAGCGACUGAUUGUAUUUCAGUAGUGGUUGAACUUCAAAUAACAUAAUGUGCAAAACGAUGCAGUGGCUUGCAUUUUCAUUGCUGGGUUUUAAUUUUCAUUUACAUUUGACAACAUUCUUGGUUAAAUUAAUUGGUUGUUAAUUUGUAUUUGGUUCAAUAAGAUAAUGUCUUGUGUCCCAUACAUUGAGAGUUAUGUUGAGCUGUGUUUUUUAAAGAUUGUAUAUGAUCAGUUUGGGUUUAUCACAGGUUAAUUUAAAAGGGUUUUCUGAUUAUUAUCUAUACUUAAACUCUUUAGUUAUUGAUUGAGGGGGUUAAUUUUUUGGAUUUUAUCAUUGUACUUAGUCUCUAAGGUUUGGUUUUAAGAAGACUAUUUACAAAUUACCUUGUUGUGUUCAUUGAAAAUAUUGGGUAAUUAAGUAGUAAUGAUUAAACCACAUCAUGUAAAAUUAGUCCUGUGUCUUUGUGUUUGUUGUCGGAAUUCUGUAUCAUGGAGUUUCUUGUAAGAUUAUAACAUCAUAAACAAGAUAUUUUAAAUUUUUAAAGUCAUAUUUGGAGGCUUGAUCUGUAUAACUUAUUCUUUUUUUGUUUCAGUAAGGAGUAGGUUUUUAUCGAAUCAUCUUAACUAUUUGGUUGAAACGUAGCAACUGCAUUCAUGGAGGGAUUGAGUUAACUGAAAAGUAGUACUUACAGUAAAUUAUUGAAAUUAGAAUCAUCAAUGUGAUUUAUUGAAAGAUUGAGAUAACUUUAGUUGUUGUUUUUUUUUGUUGUGUGUGUGUAAAAGAAAGGAGUACUAUUUUAUUUGCACGGUUUCACAACUUCAUGUUGUAACAUUCUUUGUUAUCAAUUUCAUUUUACUUUCAUGCAGUGAAGAUUAAAUAAAAUGCAUCAUUAAAAUGUU